Molecule: messenger RNA, 1112 nt
Organism: Spirodela intermedia
Lineage: Eukaryota; Viridiplantae; Streptophyta; Magnoliopsida; Alismatales; Araceae
Source: the annotation of a GenBank genome assembly
AUGGUCAAGGGUGGGGAAGGGGGGAGGUUUGGUAUGGAUAACCCGCCGGGGACGAGGUCGGAGCAGACAGGUGGAGUGGGAGAGAUGUUCGAGUUCGUCGGUGAGGACCAUUUCGGGAACUCGAGCUCCUCCUCGAUAGGCGGCUUCAUGGAGCUGCUGGGCCUCUCUCCCUCCUUGUUCGAGCUCCCGAUUUCUCCGCCGCUGCCACUUUCAGAGUCCCUGGACACGCUGCUCUCUUCGUCACCGGAAUUUUCCGACAAGAUGGAUCCCCCACCGACACCCAGCGACGCCGACCAGCCUAAAUCCGCAGUCACAACGGAAGCAGACGAGGAGGAAGAGGAGGAAGAGGAGGAUGAUGAGGAAGAAGAGAAGGAGACGAAGAAGUUGAAGCAGACGUUAGCUUGGAACCCCCUCUCUCUCUCUGAAUCUCUAUUUCCCCCUUGAAACCAGGAGAAAUAUUAAGCGAAUUAUCUCAAAAAGGAAUCUUGUUCGUGAUUGCUGACCAGAUCGCGGGGGACUAAGAAGAGGAAGAAUGCGAAGAACGGGCGGCAGGAGCCAAGAUUCGCCUUCAUGACCAAGAGUGACGUGGACAAUCUCGAUGACGGGUACCGGUGGCGCAAGUACGGCCAGAAGGCCGUCAAGAACGGGCCUUUCCCGAGGUAAGCUCUGAUCCCCGCCGCCACCGUUGUCUGCUUCCGCCGUCGUCUCUCUGAAACGGAGUGAGACGCAGGAGCUACUACCGUUGCACCACCGCCCUGUGUGGGGUGAAGAAGAGGGUGGAGAGGUCAGCGGAGGAUCCCAGCGUGGUGGUGACGACCUACGAGGGGCAGCACACCCACCCCACUCCCAUCGGCCCCCGCUGCGGCGGCGGCGGCGCCCACCACUUCUGCCCGUUGUCCCUCGUCGGAGCUCCGCCGUUGACACCGCUCGCCGGCGUCUCUGCAUUCUCCUACCCUCUGCAGAGAUCUCAACCGCCCUUCAGCAACAACCUGACGCCGCCGUCUCUCGCCCUCUCCCCUGUCGGCGGCCUGACUGAUCGGUCCUCGGUGUUCGUCAGGGACAGGGGUCUGCUGCAGGAUCUGGUUUCCCUUGAUUCUGUGAAGAGAGAGUAG